UGUGGCGCGCCGCUUCCGGUCUGCAGCCUUGUAGUGGGGCUGGAGCAGAGCCUGCCGCGAACCCCCGGAGCCCACGGUGAGUGUACCGUGCCAUCCCUCGAAUCCGAAUCUGCCAGCAGGAGCCUCCCACCCGCGCCUGGGACCAUGGCCACUGACUCAUGGGCCCUGGCGGUGGACGAGCAGGAAGCGGCAGCCGAGUCGGCUUGGAGAAUCUUCUGUUUUCAAUAUUCAGAAAAUUUGAGCAACUUGCAUCUUAAGGAAGAGAAAAUCAAACCAGAUGCCAAUGGUGCUGUUGUCAAGACCAAUACCAAUGCAGAGAAGACAGAUGAAGAAGAGAAAGAGGACAGAGCUGCCCAGUCCUUACUCAACAAGCUGAUCAGAAGCAACCUUGUCGAUAACACAAACCAAGUAGAAGUCCUGCAGCGGGAUCCAAACUCCCCUUUGUACUCGGUGAAGUCGUUUGAAGAGCUUCGACUCCCACAGAACCUGAUUGCACAGUCUCAGUCUGGCACUGGUAAAACAGCUGCCUUUGUCCUAGCCAUGCUCAGUCGAGUGGAGCCAGCAGACAGAUAUCCCCAGUGUCUGUGCCUGUCCCCAACAUAUGAGCUGGCGCUUCAAACAGGAAAAGUGAUUGAGCAGAUGGGCAAAUUUUACCCAGAACUGAAGCUUGCCUACGCUGUUCGAGGCAAUAAAUUGGAAAGAGGCCAGAAGAUCAGCGAGCAGAUUGUCAUUGGCACCCCUGGGACCGUGCUGGACUGGUGCUCCAAGCUCAAGUUCAUUGAUCCCAAGAAAAUCAAGGUGUUUGUUCUGGAUGAAGCUGACGUCAUGAUAGCCACUCAGGGCCACCAGGAUCAGAGCAUCCGCAUCCAGAGGAUGCUGCCCAGGAACUGCCAGAUGCUGCUUUUCUCUGCCACCUUUGAAGACUCUGUCUGGAAGUUUGCCCAGAAAGUGGUCCCAGACCCAAACAUUAUCAAACUGAAGCGGGAGGAAGAGACCCUGGACACCAUCAAGCAGUACUAUGUCCUGUGCAGCAGCAGAGACGAGAAGUUCCAGGCCUUGUGUAACCUCUAUGGGGCCAUCACCAUUGCUCAAGCCAUGAUCUUCUGCCAUACUCGUAAAACAGCUAGUUGGCUGGCAGCAGAGCUCUCAAAAGAAGGCCACCAGGUGGCUCUGCUGAGUGGGGAGAUGAUGGUGGAGCAGAGGGCUGCGGUGAUUGAGCGCUUCCGAGAGGGCAAAGAGAAGGUUCUGGUGACCACCAACGUGUGUGCCCGCGGCAUCGAUGUUGAACAAGUGUCUGUCGUCAUCAACUUUGAUCUUCCCGUGGACAAGGACGGGAACCCUGACAACGAGACCAACAAAUCCUUGUAUAACAUCCUGAACAGAAUCCAGGAGCAUUUUAAUAAGAAGAUAGAACGAUUGGACACAGAUGAUUUGGAUGAGAUUGAGAAAAUAGCCAACUGAGAAGCUCCACCAGCCACUGGUGCCAGCCCUGACACUGCCCCUGCACGGGAGACAAGUGCGUUCAGGGCACAGCCCCCAACAUCACCCCAAGGACAACGGCAUGAGUAGAGAGAAACUACCUACCUCACUUCAAAUUAUGUUUGGACUUGACAAAAAUGUGUGCAAAUGACAGGGGGCAGUAGAAGGAAAAAUUUGCAUUUUGGAAAAUUGGGUCCUUUCCCCACUUUUUUAAAAGCCACAUUUCCCCCAUCUUUAUAAUAAUCUGGUCACAUUGGCAGUCACUGGCCCCAAGACCCCCUUCAGAUUUUGGCUAGGCAUCGUGGAACCAGCUCCAGCCCUUGAAGAAAUGGUAGACUGCAGGUUGUGCGGAGGAGGCUGAGUGGAAAAUGGUGUGAGCCUCACCGCCAUGGAUUGAACGAGGGAAGCGGCAGCAGAGGAGGCCAGAGCUGCCCCCUCCCUGUCUCUUCACUGGACCCUUCACAUGUGUUUCUCUUGCCCUUGGGCCGUCUUGCUUCUCCUGAAAUCCAGAGACUUUCUUGCUUAUCCCUUCUCCCUUUCACUUCUGUUCUCUGCUGCAGAAAGUAGCCUUGCAUAUCCCUGAUGAGCAGCUCAGCUACUUUGUAAACUUCAGAUUUGGAGAGAAACAUGGAAGUGAGUGAAUCCUGACCUCUUGAGAGAGAGUGACCUGGCAAGGGCCGAUGAAGGGGCUGGGCCUGGGCUUGACUUCUCUUCCUUCUCUCAGUUGCUCCCUCUGCUUAGGCCCCUGGUACUCAGUUGCGGCAGCCGGGAGACCCCAGGUGAGUUUGUGAGCACACACGUAGUUGGUUCUUACCCCCGGGUGUCACACUGGGCCGGGAGCUGAGCAAGAGUUUGGAACGGAAGUUAUGACCAAGGGAAUACUCUGAUUAUGCUGCUCAUUUAUAAUAGUGGACAUUAUGAAGAGCUCUGAUUCCUACAUAAUAUGAAUAAGGAUGAAUAGGCCGGGCAUGGUGGCUCAUGCCUGUAAUCCCAGCACUUUGGGAGGCUGAGGCGGGUGGAUCGGUUGAGCUCAGGAGUUCGGGACCAGCCUGGCCAACAUGAUGAAACCCCGUCUCUACCAAAGAUAGAAAAAAUGUAGCUGGGCGUGGUGGCGCACGCCUGUAGUCCCAGCUACUCGGGAGGCUGAGGUAGGAGGAUCGCUGAAGCCUGGGUAGAGGCUGCUGUGAGCUGAGAUGGCGCCACUGCACUCCAGCCUGGGUAACAGAGUGAGACCCUGACUCAAUAAAUAAAUAAGGAUGGAUAAAUUAUAGCUGUAUGCAUCAUUCAUUAUGCUAAGACAUUUUAAAGUAAUUAUGAGAAAUGCUCUACUAAUCAUGAUUUGUUUUUAUUUGUAUUUUUCCGCUUAUUAGACAAAUAUAUACUCAUUUUAAAAAGG
Cercocebus atys (sooty mangabey) is the source of this 2875-nucleotide messenger RNA. RefSeq names its product ATP-dependent RNA helicase DDX19B. NCBI's taxonomy places the organism in Eukaryota, Metazoa, Chordata, Mammalia, Primates, Cercopithecidae. The record is from RefSeq and is a predicted model, not a curated record. The transcript is spliced from 13 exons. Gene Ontology annotation, molecular function: RNA helicase activity; RNA binding; ATP binding. Gene Ontology annotation, biological process: poly(A)+ mRNA export from nucleus. The coding region runs from base 145 to 1461 and encodes 438 amino acids. Gene Ontology annotation, cellular component: cytoplasmic stress granule; nucleus.